AUGGCCGACAGCGGGCGCCAGACCAAGGUGGCUCGUCCGACGCCAGGAGAUGCGCUCGCGCUUCCGCACGUCGUCGAGGCCAUUGCCACGAGCUUGGACAACCAGGACGACUUUAGCAGUUUCCUCCACGCGGUGCCACACUCGCUCUGGACGCCGGCGCUGUCGGCCUUUCUCGACUGCACCACGGUGAUGCCAUCAUCGGUCAUCGCCAACUGGCCGCACAUCAAGCUGCGCGACAUGGACUUGCCGCCUUCGGUCUUGGCGCUACUCGCGGCGACGCUGCCGCUGCGUCCACGCAUCGAACUCGAGUAUGUGAUCUGCGACGCCGCACCACUGGCCUCGCUCGUUGCCGCCGUCGGCCCAUCCCUCCGCAACGUCAUUCUCUGUUUCUACAGUGGGCGCAUGGUCCAAGGCCGAGGCCGAGCGAUCAGCAACCUCCUCUUGCAGCGCUGCCCACGUCUGCGCCAAGUGUCUAUCUCAAUCAUUUCUUAUUCGGAGAGCGAUGCCGCCGAGCUCAAUGAUCUGCUCGCUGUCGUCGCCCACCCGCAUGUUCACGACUUGUCUAUCGACCUGCAGGGCGUGACUACCACGCCACGACUCGGGCAUCGCUUGGCCGCAUGGCUCUCAACGACGCCAACGACGAAGCUUCGAUUGACUUAUGUCGACCAGAUGAACCACGAUGGGGCCAUUGCGUUCUGCGAUGCGCUCCAAGCCAGCACAACCCUCCAAGAGCUCGCCAUCGUCAACGUGCGCAGCCUCGGUGGCUUCCAUGGUC
Messenger RNA from Saprolegnia parasitica CBS 223.65, 775 nucleotides. RefSeq lists its product as hypothetical. The transcript has a single exon. NCBI's taxonomy places the organism in Eukaryota, Oomycota, Saprolegniomycetes, Saprolegniales, Saprolegniaceae. The annotation marks the transcript as partial. The record is from RefSeq and is a predicted model, not a curated record.